This is a messenger RNA of Dissoconium aciculare CBS 342.82, 1437 nucleotides long. RefSeq lists its product as uncharacterized. The coding region runs from base 1 to 1437 and encodes 478 amino acids. The transcript has 4 exons. The record is from RefSeq and is a predicted model, not a curated record. NCBI's taxonomy places the organism in Eukaryota, Fungi, Ascomycota, Dothideomycetes, Mycosphaerellales, Dissoconiaceae.
AUGCUCCCAAUCAUCUUGGGAAUCACUCUCGGAACCAUCCUCAUCCUCAUCACGAUCCGUCCGCAAUAUCUCCACACCACCACAUCAUACGUCCAACAUCUCGCCUCCUCCGGCCGAACGCGCGACCACUCGUCGCCCUCGCAUUCAACGAAAACACAACAAGAGGUUCCUCUUCAACCAGAACAACCGUCAGCGCAUCAUCAGCAGCAAGAACAUACCGCGAACACGACGUCCGUCACCUCAGCUGACAAAGUCAACAACACCGAACGCUUCCAUCUCGUCAAAUCCCUCUCCGGUCCGGAUGGCGCCUACGUCGACAUCGAUUUCCGCGGCCGCAAAGGUUACAAUCCUAGCAUCAUCCCGCAUCCAAUGCUCACGGACAAGUGGAUCGCCGUCGCCAUGCAACACCAAUUCUGGAGCGAGGAUAUUCAUUCGGGUUUCAAGGCGCAGAUGGUUUGCCUGGCUUCGUGGAAAGAUGGUCGUAUUGUCUGUGAUGAUCCGCCAACCUCGUUUUCAACUCGUCCAACUAUGAGUGGAAAUUGUGAUGUUCCAGACUGUGACGUCGGAGCUCACGAUCCGAGAGUCUUCUUUGGACCCGAGAACCCCUACAUCGUCUAUGGCAGUUUGAGCAACUACGAUAACACUGUUUGCCUCGGUCAAUGGAUUCAGGAUUUCCGUGUGCUUGUGGAAUGGGGUCCAUUCAUCGGCCCAUGGAUCGACUUCGGCAUCUCUCAGGAACUCGCUCGUCCGCCGCCCACCAGUCCUAUCGAGAAGAAUUACUUCGUCUUCUGGGAUUCGCAGAACGUCAUGUAUACCCAUUAUGAUCUGGCACACCAGCGAUCGUUCGCGCGCAAUAACCUCACUUCGACCGACGUCGAACUCUACACCAAAUCCGCAGACUCGGACGCGAAAUGCUGGAAGCACUGGAUGGAAUCCGCACCGUUGCUCGCAGGGGCGCAUAUCCACCAGGCGACAAACAGUCUCAGUGUGACACUCUGCUCGCCGAAAGAGGACGGCGAAGAGAACUGCAAAGUCUCCGAUGAGAAUACCUUCCUGAUGCACAUCUUCCAAGCCAAGACGAUCGAUCCCAAGGUGAACCACGGAGAGCAGACCUAUGACCCAUAUGUUGUUCUCAUGAAGCGUUCCGCACCUUUCGGAAUCCACGCGGUUUCGAGAUUGCCUCUACGCUUCACCACCCACCAGGAGCAGAGGAAUUCCACCUCGCAACGCCUGCGGCGCGACGACGGCUCUGACGCGCAGCGAGAGGAAUCCCGCGAAUUACUCUACGUCACCUCGAUGAACUGGAAGGAGAAGGAUAAAUACUACCACGGCUUCAUCGACGAUGUCAUCUUCAUCGGAUUCGGCCGCAGCGAUCGGGAGAACAGCAUGGUGGAUGUCACGCCGCGGGAGCUCAUCGGAGAAUUGUUGAUGUGCUGA